AGCUGGGAGGGCCUGUCUCCUCCUGCUACUCUGACCUAGCCAGCAGGAGGAAGAGGAGGCCAAGUAGGGACUUCAGCCCAGGCUCACCCACCCAUCACCUACUCGUCACCCACGGAUCCACCCACAAACACAUAUAACUAGUAGAUCUCAGCCCCAGUUCUUUCCUUAGUCAGCCAUUGGGGUACCAAAGCCCCCACAUCUGUUUUCUCUCCCCUGAAGCCAUGUUUAUCACGGUGAUGUUUGGAGCUGGCUGCUGGGAGCUGGUGAACCCCUGGUGCAGCCUGGAGACUCUCACUGCCCACCUAAGGCAGAGGGGGCGGGCGCUUCCAGAUGCAACCGUCGCCCUGCUGGGCCAGGAUGGGCACCUGGUGAUCCUGAGCAAAGACUUGGAGGAGGGGGCUUCCCAGGCCCCCUCCACAGGCGGCGCCCUGCUGCAGGAGCGUGGGACCUAUGUCCUCGUGCAGAUCAUUAAUGGGGAGGGUGGGGCCCCCACUCGCUAUGAGUCCCUACUGGAAAACCUGGAAGACUGGUGUCCAGAGUUAGCAGAGGAGCUGUGCUGGCUGUCAGGCCUACCCCCAACAAGCAGCAGACGGAGGAGACGUACUGGCACUCGGCGUGGCCACCAGGAGCAAGGCUCUCCUUCAAGGCCCCAAAGGCUGGGCUCCCUGCUGUCCAGGACCCACUAGCUGGGACCAGGAGCCAGGAGGUGAAUCAUCGCUACCACCCCUUCAACCACGAUGGUCCCAGCAGACAGGCCAGUGAGAGGGCACACAGGAGGC
This is a messenger RNA of Artibeus jamaicensis (Jamaican fruit-eating bat), 779 nucleotides long. RefSeq names its product chromosome unknown C22orf15 homolog (gene CUNH22orf15). The transcript is spliced from 6 exons. NCBI's taxonomy places the organism in Eukaryota, Metazoa, Chordata, Mammalia, Chiroptera, Phyllostomidae. The record is from RefSeq and is a predicted model, not a curated record. Bases 222 to 686 code for a protein of 154 amino acids.